AUGCCCUUACCCGAAGGAGGAGCGUCUAACGGCGCCGGGGACUUGCAGGCAGUUCAUGCGAGCGUCGUAGGGGCCAGUGUUCUGGCUUUAGGAAAUAUGGUUCCUAUGUUCACGGGAGAUGACAAAGGCAUCAGAGCAAAAGAUUUCUUGCGCACAUUAGAGCAAGUAGGGGCCAUGGGCGGAUGGAAUGAUGUACAGCUCAUAGGUAUCGCAAGAUGCAAGAUGGUGGGUGAGGCUUAUGACUUUGCCUGGCGAGACAGGGACUUGGCCAAUGCAAAGACGUACGCAGAGUUUAAAACGUUAGUGCUGGCCCAAUAUGAUACCGACACUCGAAGCUCUAAAAUGGAACGGUUCAUGAAGGCGAAACAGUUAGAUGGAGAAGGAGUGAGGUCAUUUGCUAGCCGCCUCCGUGCACUUGGCUACGAUACAUUGGAUAAUUUUAGUGGAGAAGGCUCUGAACAGAAGAAUUCUGUGGCUCGAGAGUUGUUGGACGGUCAGUUACUCACGAGGUACUUAACAGGCUUGCAGGACCCUAUCAGACGAUUUGUGCUAUCACGCGACCCGUCUUCAUUUCGGGAAGCAAUAGAGGUGGCGGCAAAGGAAGAGAGAAAUGAGAAGAUGACAGUAGAACAACUGCCCGUACGGCCCGUUGUAACUAAUUCAGAACAGACGGAGGACAUGAAACACCGGCUAGAGCGGUUGGAGCGGAUGCUCGCAGAGUUGACCACCGAGAUGAGGCAGGACAGACAAACGGGGCCACGACAACAGACCAGUCGAGAGCGACGGUGCUUCAAUUGUGGAAACUUCGGCCACUUCGCUCGGGAGUGUCAGGACAGGCCUAGGAACUGGAUCAGCCGCAGACAGCAAAGUGGUGACGGCCCAGAUCGAACGCGACAACCGUCUCCCCAAACGAGGCACGUAUCAGGUACUAGUCCGGGAAACUAG
Ornithodoros turicata is the source of this 945-nucleotide messenger RNA. RefSeq lists its product as uncharacterized. Gene Ontology annotation, molecular function: zinc ion binding; nucleic acid binding. NCBI's taxonomy places the organism in Eukaryota, Metazoa, Arthropoda, Arachnida, Ixodida, Argasidae. Bases 1 to 945 code for a protein of 314 amino acids. The record is from RefSeq and is a predicted model, not a curated record. The transcript has a single exon.